This is a messenger RNA of Neocloeon triangulifer, 2279 nucleotides long. RefSeq lists its product as uncharacterized. The transcript is spliced from 9 exons. The coding region runs from base 9 to 2063 and encodes 684 amino acids. Lineage: Eukaryota; Metazoa; Arthropoda; Insecta; Ephemeroptera; Baetidae. The record is from RefSeq and is a predicted model, not a curated record.
UUCUCCGAAUGGACUCGCCGCCCGUCCCGAACGUCCUGGUCAGAGCAGGACCGAUGGGAUCUCUGAGGAGGGACUCGUCACGACCGCUCGCAAACGCCAGCGUCUCUUUGGAGAGCCGCACGCUUUUCUGGCUGCUGCUCGGCCAGAUCGGAUCAGCGAUCUGCGACUCUAUUUACCAACUGCGGCCCUCCAAUCUGUGCUCCGUAAUCGGUUCGACCGUGCGAGGAGCGAUAGACUCGAUUUUUUCAAUUUUCAAUCCGAGCCAACGACUGGUGCACAAGUGGGUCAGGAAAGAGGUGCCCUUCAGGGACAUCCCGAACAUAACCACCGUCUGGGCCGACGGCACCAUUCUCUGCGUGAUCGUGGAGAACGCGAUCGCGCCCAAUCCUGACACCAAGUUCCACCAGGAAAAGUAUCACAAUCUAGGGCAUGUGACCCUGCCGAAUAUAAGACUUGGACAGAAAUUGGCUCAACAGUAUCUGUUCGUAGAUCCAGAAUUUUCAAACGCCGAAAUGCAACGAGAGGCUGAUGCAGAAAUAAUCCACAGACUCGUCAAAUACUUGCAGAAUGUGAAAAGGGCCUCAAAAUUGGCCAAGAACAAGCAACCAUUUGAAAUCGAACGAAGACCCACAUACAAGGAAAUAAUGGAUGAAGCGCAAAAAGUCAAAAACCAAAAGUCAAAACGAAAAAUCAAGCGGCGGAAGCGGCGCUCAAAGACGCCGGAGAAGACGGCGCUCAACUACAGUCUGGUCAGCUCAACGGUGAUUCCGGAGGCCAAAGACGACCAGGAGCAGGUGGCCCAAGUGCAGCACCUGCUGAACCACGACCUGUUCAACGACAAGUGCGAGGAGAUCGAGUCCGUGUGCGAAAUGCUGAUGGUGCGCAGCAACAAACGCAAGUCGCUGCAGAUUUUCAACACGGCCACGCAGAUUCUGUCAACGAGGAAGAGCUCAGUGGAUGACGAAAAGGCCAAACUCAUCGACGACGGAGAAGGAAAAAACGACACCGACGAUAAUUGCAAAAAGACUGAUAGUCCUUUGGGAGAGCAGACGAGACAACGCAGGAUUAGCCUUAAUGUCGAAACAAUGAGGCGGACAAGCGUGGACGACAAGGGAAGAAACUCGCGACGCAACAGUUCUUCACUGCAGAAGCAAGAGAGUGUGAAAGAAGAGCGCAAAAAACCGCCCAAGACCAAAGCCAAGCCGAAACUGGACUUCAGCAAGACGGACUUCAGUCUGCUCGGCAAAAUGGACCAGAUGUUGGAGACGAGGCGCCAGUCGGUUGAAAGCGUCGCCCAGCAAAUUGAAAACCUCGCCUCGGACAUUGCAAACAUGAAUGUCACUGAAGAUGCGAUCAGUGACGGAGUUUUCUUUGCGAGACGACUAUCGCAGAGUAGUUUGAUUAAUAAUGAAAUCAAGCAAAAUGCUAAUGACUCCUACCUAAAACAAAAGGUGAAGAGAAAGAGCCCCAGAAAUGCUAACAUUGUGCGCCCAGAAUUCAACAGCAACGUCUUCCAGGCGCGACGUGACGCAUUCCAGGCGACGACGCCCGAGAGCCGCUCCUCGGAGGAAAGCAGGGUGUCGUCCGAAAGAAGGAAAAAGUCGCUCGGCGCCCACGUGGAGGAGACCAAGCGGCGCUACGAGUCGGCCAAGAACUUUUUCAAAACGAUGGAGCAGCAAGUGGGCUUCGUGGGGCGCCGCGGCUCCGACACGCAGACCCUGCCGACGGCGCCGCCGCCCGAAACCCGCAAGUUCAGCAGCUGCAGGUCGACGCGUCCGCCCGGCCGACUGCACGUGGCCGACGUGUUUUGCCGCGACGAAAACAGCAUGUACGAGAGUGUGAAGACAAUCAAAGGACCGGACAUGUCCGCGUUGGUGGCGUCGCUGAAUUCGGCAUACAACGAGAACGAGACGCGUCCGUGCUCCCCGUACGCGCUGGUGCGCGAGGGGAACGAGGAGGACGACUCGGAGCCGCCUAGUCCCGAACGACAGGCGAUGGACUUCAGUCGUCGUCGGGUCUCCUACUCGCAACUCAACCAGGAAGGCGACGCCGGAAUUUUCUGACACAGCCAAACUAAUCACGAGAGCAUACGAGCUGCUGGUUGGUUUUUGUUGUCGCCCUGUUUGGACGAAGGAGGCAGAUGUGUGGAGAUUAAACAGGCCCCCGCCUGCCCCGUCGCCGCCGCGUCUUCGCGCCCCCCGAUUUCAAUUCGCCGCCGACCGCCGCAGCCUCAUCAUAAUUCCCUCGGCGGCCCUCAAAUUCCGCAGGCCGAGCUACAC